AUGGAAUCAGGCUGCAGAGUCCUCUCAGCGCGUAUCGCCUUCUCUGCUCGGCGGACUGCUGGCUGCAUCAUGUCGACUUGGAGUCUGAGCUGCGCUGCUUCGCGUGAGAUCCCUGUGCCGUCACUGCUGCUGCCGCUGCUGCUGCUGCACCUCUCGUGA
Molecule: messenger RNA, 159 nt
Organism: Plenodomus lingam JN3
Lineage: Eukaryota; Fungi; Ascomycota; Dothideomycetes; Pleosporales; Leptosphaeriaceae
Source: RefSeq, a predicted model, not a curated record